GAAAGAAAUGAAAAAUGAAAUCGUCUGAAAGGAGACUUGAUAUGGCGUAUAGAUAACUUGUUCUUUCACAGGAAAGCCGUUGAGGUUAGGGCAUCUCAACUGUUUUAUCCAAAUUUUUGAAAAAGUCUCUGCAUUAAACUGUGUGGAAUUAUAAAGCCGCCAACAUUUUGCCCAAGUCUAACUCACCGUCGGUGGCCAUGAGUGCCCAUGGCUGUCUCCACUUGAACAACUUCAAAGCGGCCAAGGGGACUCGGCCCUACCGGCUCAUUCAUUCCUUUUUCGUGGCCUGCACAUCUUCGGAGGCCCGCAAACGCAAGGCGAAAUCAUGUUUGUGUCACGUCUGUCAGCGAAGAGGACCCAGGCUUCAUGCCUGUCUUCACUGCAUUUUCUUUGGCUGCUACGGUGCUGGUCACAUUCAGGCGCACUCUCAACAACGGAAACAUUUCUUAGCUGUAGAUCUGACAUAUGGAGUUGUGUGUUGCUUCCAGUGUGGUGAUUACGUCUAUGACCGAGAAUUGGAAAUUAUUGCUCAAAAGCAUCAAACCAAAGCCUCACUCUCUUUGGGUCUAGGUCAAGUUUACCACUCGUGGGAACCAUCUGAAGAAGAAGUUGAACUUCUUAAAAAGCAUACGCGCCGCAAGAAGAUUACAGAUUCUUCUAUUAUCGGGCUUAGAGGACUCGUGAAUCUGGGCAACACCUGUUUUAUGAACUGCAUAGUACAGGCUCUUUUAAAAGUACCCCUUUUAAGAGAUUUCUUCCUGUCAGAUCGUCACAUUUGUCAGUUUCAAGACGAGCCAGGGCGUUGUCUCGUCUGUGAAAUUUCUCGCCUAUUCCAAGAGUUCUAUUCGGGGAACAAGGCUCCCCUGACAUUGCACCGGCUACUUCACUUGAUCUGGACCCAUGCUCGUCAUUUAGCCGGAUAUGAACAACAAGACGCCCAUGAAUUUUUUAUUGCCACUUUGGAUGUACUACAUCGACACUGCAGAGGACCAAAUGAGCAACAGUCGACUCAGCCUCAAGAGAACUCUGUUAAUCGUUGCACGUGCAUCAUAGAUAAAAUUUUCACCGGUGGUUUGCAGUCGGACGUCGUCUGUCAAGCUUGCCACGGUGUGUCAACCACAGUAGAUCCCUUUUGGGAUAUAUCCCUAGACCUUGGGCCGUCACCCAGCACGAAAGUUGUAACUACUGGCUCUGGUCCAGGAUCGAUUCCAACUUCGCUGCAAGACUGUCUGGAGCGAUUUACCCGUGCCGAACAUUUGGGUUCUUCAGCCAAGAUCAAGUGUUCGCGAUGUCUUAGCUACCAAGAGUCCACGAAACAAUUGACGAUGAAAAAGCUGCCCGUCGUGGCCAGUUUUCACCUGAAGCGCUUUGAACAUUCCAAUCGAUUCCAUAAGAAGAUCUCGUCAUUCAUCGCCUUUCCAGAAUACCUGGACAUGAGUCCAUUCAUGUCUCACCGCAGAAACAUCAACAACAACGUCAAUUCAAACUCGUCGGAUCGAGCUGAUAGGCCCGUCCAUAAGCCCCUCAUUUCCACCGAAAACAUGUAUUCUCUAUUUGCUGUGAUCAACCACGUCGGUACCAUCGAAGCGGGUCACUACACGGCCUACAUUCGCCAGCACCGCGACCAUUGGUUCAAGUGCGAUGACCACCUCAUCACCAAGGCUGACAUUCGCGACGUUCUCCAAAGUGAAGGGUACUUGCUCUUCUACCACAAAAUGAUCUUGGAAUACGAGUGAAUAGGGCAAGACUUAUUCUCUGAGGGCAGCUCAACCGAGUCAAUUUUUGUUUGCAUGCAGCAUCCAUCCAGUUCUUCUCUCCCCCCUUCAAGACUUCCCUCUUUUUGUUUUGUUACCUUUUUCAUUUUCACUUUCGCUACGUUUUUCUUUUCUUUCGAGACCAUUUCAAUUCAUCAGCGGUUAAUGACCGUUAGAAAUCUUUUCUUUUGUAACAUUCAACAAGUCUUAAAAAAAAAAAACAAAAGAAGAAAAGGAUAAUGAAGUAGAAAAAACGAAACAAAAGGAGUUAAAAGACGGGAAAACAAUGAAUAUUUAAAUAAUUUCCAAUUUUCCCUAACCAGUCCAUCGAUAUACCCUCUGUGUCUGUACUGUUAGGUUCUUUGAUUCUAUUCCGCCGCUCUCUUUUCGAUCAAAGGCAAAGCGAGUCCUUUCCGGCUAUUCUAUCUCUCCCCUCUUCAUCGAAUCCGAAUCACGCAAGAUCUACUUAACAAACAAAAAAAAUAACAACUUUGAAGACAAUACAUCAACACUCCCUUUUUACAUAAAACUUGUGGAUCCUUUCUCCCUCUUGCGCACGUCAGUCGAAAAUUGAAUAUACUCUCGCAACUUUA
Molecule: messenger RNA, 2347 nt
Organism: Daphnia magna
Lineage: Eukaryota; Metazoa; Arthropoda; Branchiopoda; Diplostraca; Daphniidae
Gene: not
Product: ubiquitin carboxyl-terminal hydrolase 22
Exons: 10
Coding region: 198-1736 (512 amino acids)
Biological process (GO): protein deubiquitination
Molecular function (GO): zinc ion binding; cysteine-type deubiquitinase activity
Source: RefSeq, a predicted model, not a curated record